Molecule: messenger RNA, 485 nt
Organism: Aspergillus novofumigatus IBT 16806
Lineage: Eukaryota; Fungi; Ascomycota; Eurotiomycetes; Eurotiales; Aspergillaceae
Exons: 1
Coding region: 193-438 (81 amino acids)
Source: RefSeq, a predicted model, not a curated record
CCGCAAUUGUUAAGGACCGAUCAGCUGAUGUACAUCCAGCCCGCCAUAUGACACGAAUAUGUACGGUGGCAGAUGACAAUCUCAUCUGAGCACAAAAGCCGUCGCUUGAUACAUACAUAAAACCAGUACUCUCGGGCCCUUGACUUGAGGAAAAAGAGAAACCCAUCAAGCCCAUCAAACCCAUCUAUUAUAAUGAAGCCUGUCUAUAUCUCCGCGAUGUUACUGUACCUUUUCGCCGUCCAGGCACAACACCACAAUUCCGCACGUAAGAUUACCAUCCUUCGGAUCAUCAACAGGUACUCAGUAAAGUAUACAGGAGAAAUAAAGAUGGCUCCCGCAGACGCGCGGAGAACCCCUGCCUUGAAUCUAGAACAGACCGUCCUAGGAAUAGACGACCGCCGUACGUUGAAGCAACCGACGAAUGAUCGACGGAACUGAUGAAUGCUAGAUUGCUACCGCUGCUCGUCUCCGUGCUCGCACGCUGU